GUGGUGUCCUGCAGGCAGCUGAUGGAGAGCGGCACGAGCACAUGACGGGACCAGGCUGCAGAGGAUUCAUCUGAACCCAGCUGUGCAUUAUGAAGGAGACAGGGUCCUCGUGUCAAGUGGAGCAGCUGCCCUGCGCAUGCCUGCUGGAGCCGGGCACUAACGGGCACUACACGCAGACCCGAACUCGCAGCAGCUGGACGCCCGGAGCUCCGCUCAGACACAGAGCCAACGGGGCAGUGGGGGCCUGGUGCAGCAGCCCGGACUGCAGAGCUUCCAGCAGGCUGGAGGCCCCUGAGCAGCCCCACCGAUGGGGUGGGAAGGCCCUGGUGACCGGGGGCGCCGGCUUCUUUGGCUUCAGGCUGGGCAGAGCUCUAGCCAGGCAGGGCACCAGUGUCAUCCUGCUGGACCUCCACAAGCCGCCCUGGGACGUCCCUGAUGGAGCCGUUUUCCUGCAGGGUGAUGUUCGCGACUACGACAACCUGUAUAAAAUCUGUGCUGGAGUGGACUGCAUAUUUCACACUGCUUCCUAUGGGAUGUCUGGCCCAGAACAGCUGAAAAAAGAACAAGUGGAAUCUGUCAACGUUGGUGGCACCAACAACGUCAUAAAUGUAUGUAGUGAGCGGGGGAUCUCCAGACUGGUCUACACCAGCACGGUGAACGUGGUAUUUGCAGGGAGGCCUAUUGAGGAAGGAGAUGAGGACUCUAUACCCUGUGUUCCUUUGCACAUGCAUAUAGACCACUACUCCAGAACGAAAGCUAUCGCUGACCGCAUGGUCCUGGCUGCCAACGGAAGAUCAUUAAAAGGCGGCGGUCUGCUGCGGACGUGUGUGUUACGACCCUCGGGCAUCUACGGUCCUGAGGAGAGACAGCAUCUGCACAGAGUCAUGGUGAAUGUGCAGAGGAGGUUGUUCAGUUUCAGUUUUGGGGAUCCUAAUGCACGUAUGAACUGGGUGCAUGUGGAUAACCUGGUGAUGGCUCACCUGCUUGGAGCAGAGGGACUCACGCCGGAGAAAGGCUGUGUUGCAAGUGGACAGGCCUAUUUCAUCAACGAUGGGGAGUCUGUCAAUGUUUUUGAAUGGCUUCGACCCCUGUUUGAAAGGCUUGGCUACAGUCGACCACUGAUCCAUCUGCCUGUAUCACUGGUGUAUUCCGCAGCUGUUUUAAUGGAGCGACUGCAUGUGGCUCUGAGACCUAUAGUGGAGAUUCCUCUGCUUCUCACCAGAAAUGAGGUAAGAAACGUUGCGGUCAGCCACACUUUCAAGAUCGAGAAGGCCCGUCGGGAGCUGGGCUUUUCCCCUAAGAAGUACAGCUUUGCUGACUCGGUGGAUCAGUACCUGCAGAGCCAGCAUAACUGCUCAGGUUCCUCCCUGCUGGACUCGCGGCUCUUCCUCACCUUCCUGCUGGGAAUGGUAGUGCUGGGAUUAACCGUCCUGACGCUCUGGAAGGAGCAUUAGCCUGGGCACCUCAGCCUCAGGGUUCAUGUGGUUACUCUGGAUCAUUUACUCUAAUUCCUCCACUCUGUAGGGUCUGUAGGGCUGCAACGAUUACUUGAAAAAAAAAGUUAGUCUUGAAUAAAAAAAAUUAAAAGGAAAAAAAUGCCAGACAUGCCAGAAGUCAUGGGAUAACAGUAUGUCAAUUGAUCAUGCGGAUUAUUAAUUUAGUGGACUGCUUGGAAAUGUCCACACCUGUAUAAUUUGUGAGGUGAUAUCUUGUGAGUUCUGCAGGCGUUUAACAUUUCUCAAUCCAUAGUGAGAAGGCACUACCACCCACAAAGCUAUCCACAAAGUUACUCUGGCAGAAAUCACAUCCCCAUUUUCUGUAAAUCCUAUAAACUUCAUUUCACUUAUCAAAUCACUGUGUUCGUCUGGAAUUGGAAAUGGAUUUUAUAAGAUGUUAUACCUUUAAAAUAUACUUUAAACUUUAAAAACAGUUUGACAGUCUGACUGAUGGAAAGAGGACAACUCAAAAUCUGAGGCUAUGAUUCUUCUCCAUCAGUAAUCUGGAAUUUUCAAUCCUAAAUUCUGUUUGAUAUAGCAUCUCAAAAAAUUAGAAUAGCAUUGAAAAGUUACUUUAUUUUAGUAAUUCAGUUCAAAAUGUGAAACUUAUAUAUUAUAUAGAUGUAUUACACACAGAGUGAUCUAAUUUAAGAGUUUAUUUCUUUUAUUGUUGAUGAUUAUGGCUCACAGCCAAUGAAAAUCCAAAAAUCAGUGUCUCAGAAAAUUAGAAUAUUAUAUCAUAAGACCAAUAGGUACUUUUGGCAGUGUGCCAAGUCCUGCUGGAAAAUGAAAUCCGCACCUCCAUAAAAGUUGUCAGUAGCAGAGGGAAGCAUGGAGUGCUGUAAGAUUUUCCGGGAAAACAAAACUGCACUGACUUUAGACUUGAUUCUAAGUGCAGAGUUUUCUUACAGCGCUUCAUGCUUCCCUCUGCUGACAACUUUUAUGAAGAUGCGGAUUUCAUUUUUCAGCAGGACUUGGCACACUGCCAAAAGUAUCAGUUGGUCUUAUAAUACUCAAAUUUUCAAUUUUCAAGAUGACUCUGUGUGUAAUUUCACAUUUUUAACUGAAUUAAUGAAAUAAAGUAACUUUUCAAUGAUAUUCUAAGUUUUUAAGAUUUUUUUUUUACUUAUUAGUUAAAACCAGAAAACACGACUUUCUCCUUUCACUUUUAGGGUUUCUGGGACUUUUAUUUUAGGGGUAAGUCGGCUAUCCACACCCCUGCAACAUUGUCUAAUUUUAAAAGUUUUUGGGGAGGAGAUCACAGAAAUUGUACUCAUAUAUAACAAUGCUACUUUUUGAUUGGCUGUUAAGUAGCUAACGUUACAUUUCUCAAUUUAUUAAAUGGCAAGCUUCUUCAGAAUUCUUCAUGAAACCGCUUAAUGCUGCUCUUUAUCCAUGAAUAAAAAGAGUGGUGUACCUUGGUGGGCAUUGUGCUACUUAUCUUUUGUGAGUGAUACACAAGGUGUGGCAUGUGAGCGUGUGAACUGCUUCAAAUAAGUGUGAGACACUUAUAUGAGAGCCCUGAGUAUCAUGAGGGAAGGAGUGUGUGUGUGUGUGUGUGUGUGUGUGUCUGUGUGUGUGUUGUUCCUGAGCGUUUUAAUAUUUUUACUAUUGGGUUUGCUGUUUGAAUUUCCUUUCUUAAAUGCUAAUACUAGCGCUAAUGCUAAAAACAAACAUGCGAAGUGGAAGAUUCAGGGUAAUAGACCCAAUCUUAGCUAGAAAACGGGUUUAAAGUCUAUCUAUGACUCUUACAUUACAUCUGUAUUUUAUCAUAUUUAAAUAUAUAUAAAUAUUGUCUUUGGCCUUGUGUCUGAUUUACAGAACAGUGUACGAUAAGUGAUAAAUGAUAAACUGUAUUGAUUUUUGUCUUCCUGUUGUGAACUUACGAUUGUGACUCUGACCUUUUAAUACUGUGUUUCUUCAACAUUUUUUCCUAAUCAUGAAUUAUAUAAUAAUAAUUAUUAUUAUCAUAAAAAGCGUUUGUUUUCUUAUUAAGUUAUAAUCCUGUCUAUAAUAUAGCCCAAACUGCUGUAUAUUAUUAAGCUGUGUACAUGCGAACUGCUGUAAAGUUAAUAAAAGUAAUUGUAAUUUU
Astyanax mexicanus (Mexican tetra) is the source of this 3588-nucleotide messenger RNA. It is a transcript of the gene sdr42e2, whose product is annotated as short chain dehydrogenase/reductase family 42E, member 2. Gene Ontology annotation, biological process: steroid biosynthetic process. Gene Ontology annotation, molecular function: 3-beta-hydroxy-Delta5-steroid dehydrogenase (NAD+) activity. NCBI's taxonomy places the organism in Eukaryota, Metazoa, Chordata, Actinopteri, Characiformes, Acestrorhamphidae. The record is from RefSeq and is a predicted model, not a curated record. The transcript is spliced from 12 exons. Bases 90 to 1454 code for a protein of 454 amino acids.